This is a messenger RNA of Blepharisma stoltei, 523 nucleotides long. The record is from the annotation of a GenBank genome assembly. Lineage: Eukaryota; Ciliophora; Heterotrichea; Heterotrichida; Blepharismidae.
AUGGAUAGAAGAAGGAUUGAUAGGAAAAAGACUUGUCCUUUGCUGCUUAGAGUAUUUUGAAAAGAAGAGCAGGAAAUUAGCCCUGAAAGCUUAAAAAAUAGAGGCAACGAAUUAUAAUAAUUUAAAAUAAAUUUCAAUGAUAAUUAAAAUAUAAAAAUACUAUUCUUAUUAGUAAAUAAGCUUGAACUAUUAAGAAAAUGGUAAUAAUAUUACAAAGAAGAGAAUAGAGCAAGAUGAAGUAAGAUUAUAUACGUGAAAAGAUGCAACUUUUAGAGAAAUUGCGGAUAUGUUAAAGGAACAUAUUCCAGGAACAAGAAGAAAAAAUGCGGAGCUGAAUUUUUAUUUUAUUAGACCUAAUUUAGAAGGAGGGUUAGAGCGCAAAGAUAUAGGAACAGUAAAUACAAUUAAAAGGGGAGAGGUAGAUUUUAUGACUUUAAACCAGCUGAGGUUUGUAACUGGAGACUAUUUGGGAUUGACGAUAAAAUAUACCUGAAAUAAUUUGAAAGAUUUGUAUUCUGUUUAG